Boeremia exigua is the source of this 1251-nucleotide messenger RNA. Its product is annotated as cellobiohydrolase-like protein II precursor. Gene Ontology annotation, molecular function: hydrolase activity, hydrolyzing O-glycosyl compounds. Gene Ontology annotation, biological process: cellulose catabolic process. The transcript has a single exon. The record is from RefSeq and is a predicted model, not a curated record. Bases 98 to 1240 code for a protein of 380 amino acids. Lineage: Eukaryota; Fungi; Ascomycota; Dothideomycetes; Pleosporales; Didymellaceae.
UUAUAUAAAAGAGGUCGAGUACUUCUUUGUUGUACUCACCAGCCUACAACUUCAGGUCGCGAGCUCCAAAUCACUUCAGACUCUACAGUCAAGCAAGAUGGUCCACCUCACGUCUCUUCUCCUAGCCACGGCUGCCGUCGUGGGCAGCGUUUCUGCUGCGCCAGCGCCUGACGCCAACCCCUGGGAGGGCAAGGAUCGCCACGUUGUCUCCAGCUAUGGCAAGAAGCUUGACGAGACCAUCGCAGCGUUCACUGCCCAGAACGAUACUCUCAACGCGGCCCGCACCCGUACCGUCGCCGAGAAAAUCUCGACCUUCACAUGGAUCACAUCUCGCGCUCAUCUUAGCAACAUCACAUCCACCAUCGCCGAGGCCCGUCAGCAGAAGAAGAAGGGCAAGGAUAUGGUUGUCGGGCUUGUCCUUUACAACCUCCCGGACCGUGACUGCUCGGCUGGCGAGUCUGCCGGCGAGCUGAGUCUCGACAAGGACGGAUUCCGGAUCUACAAGUCCCAAUUCGUCGACCAGUAUGCCAAGCUGGUCAAGGAGGCCAAAGACCUGACCUUCGCCAUCGUCCUCGAGCCUGAUAGUCUCGGCAACGCGGUCACCAACCAGGGUAUCGCCGGUUGCGCAAAGGCUACGCCCUUCUACGAGGAGGGCAUCGCGUACGCGAUCUCUAAGCUGCAAGCACCCAACCUACACCUGUACAUCGACGCCGCGCACGGCGGCUGGCUGGGCUGGGCCGACAACCUGCAGCCGACGGCCGACGUGUUCGCGCGCGUCCUUGCCCUCGCAAAGAAGCGCGACUCCAAGGCCAAGAUCCGCGGCUUCGCAACCAACGUCAGUAACUACAACGGCUUCAACGCCAAGGUGCGCGAGAACUAUACCGAGUGGUCGCCCUCGUGGGACGAGUCGCACUACGCGACUGCGCUCGCGCCGUUCCUCGAGACCGCCGGCCUGCCCUCCAAGUUCAUCAUCGACCAGGGCCGAGUUGCGCUGCCUGGCGCCCGUGAGGAGUGGGGCGAGUGGUGCAAUGUCGAGCCUGCAGGGUUUGGCAUUACGCCGACGACGAAGACGGAUAACCCGCACGUGGACAGUAUCGUGUGGAUCAAGCCCGGUGGUGAGAGUGAUGGCAGGUGUGGGCUUGCGGGUGCGCCGGCGGCGGGAGCCUGGUUUGACUCGUAUGUGCAGAUGCUGGUCAAGAAUGCUGACCCGCCGUUGGAGCCGACUUAUAAGAAGGCCUAGAUUGGAGCUGC